AUGCAAGCAACGCCUGGUGAUUCGUCCGCAGCGAAUCAGCGUACGCCUCUAGUACGUAAUCGUAGUAGCCGUCGUCCACGACCUCUUCGACGCAGGAGUAGUGGUUUCGACCAAGGUCUCUAUUCGGCUAGUGCCUACAAAGUCAUAGAAGCUCCGUUGAAGCGGUCUCAGUCUCAGGCAAGCUUACAAGCUGGAACUACUAGUGGCGACAUUGUCCAGCAACCAGCUGAACAUUCGGGCGAUGAUAAGGAUGCUCUUACUGGGCUAAAGCUGCUACUUCUAACCAUUUGUAUGGCUGGCGUCCAGUUUACAUGGUCAGUCGAGUUAUCAUAUGGUACUCCAUAUUUAUUAUCAUUAGAGCUUCCAAAGGAGUUGACAGCCUUGGUUUGGCUCGCUGGCCCUUUAUCAGGGCUCAUCAUCCAACCGCUAAUCGGAGCAUAUAGCGACAGAUGCACAUCAUCACUUGGUAAACGCCGACCCUACAUCAUCUCUGGUGGCGUUUUGGUUUGUUUUUCUAUGCUAGGGGUUGCAUACGCAAAGGAACUCGGGGUAUUGGGUGUACGUUGGUUUAGCCAACCCCAAACGCCGGAAGAAAUUCUCAAACAAGAAAAAUUGGGGGCCAUCUUCACUGCAGUGCUUGCAUUUUAUAUCCUUGAUUUCAGUUUGAAUGCUGUGCAAGCCUCGUGUCGCGCACUCAUUCUCGAUGUACCCCCUCUCUGGCAGCAGCAAAUAGCGAAUGCUUGGGCGGCGCGCAUGUCUAAUAUCGCUAUGGUGAUAGGUUACUUCACUGGAUUUGUCGAUCUGAUCAAAUUUCUGCCUUUCCUUGGUGACUCUCAGGUCAAAGUGUUUUGUCUUAUCGCCAUCUUUGUAUUCAUUGCAACGCUUGGUAUCACUUGCUUAACGACAAAAGAAAAGGUCUAUGUCCCAGAACGCGAUCAGGAUGAGCCAUGGUACCAUGCCCUUGGCUACAUUUGGCGAGCAUUCACCAAUUUGCCUAACUCCGUUCAACGUCUUUGCAAUGUUCAAUUCUUUGCUUGGUUAGGGUGGUUUCCUUUCUUGUUCUAUAGCACAACUUGGGUGUCCGAUAUCUAUUUUGUGAGCAACCCUAUGGAGGACCCAGACUCAUGGGCAAAAGGUACUCGCGCUGGCUCCUUUGCUUUGUUGUGCUACGCCAUCGUUUCUGUCGUAGCUGGUAUUAUUCUCCCAUGGAUGACUGAAAGCGAACACUUCAAAGGCAUAACAGUCAAAAACGUCUACACUGGUUCCAUUGUUCUAUUUUCUGUUUCUUUGCUAUUAACCUUUUUCGUCGAAACGGUUCUCCAAGCUACUAUCAUUGUUGCCAUCAUUGGUAUUCCCUGGGCUGUAGUAUUGUGGGUUCCAUUUGCCCUUGUUGGAGAAUACAUCAGCUAUGAGUCCGACAAACUUGAAGAAGCCAAGGAAACGGCUAAACAACUUAAAAAUGGACAAAGUAAAUACGGCGCAACACAAGGCGAAGCUGUGGAUGGACCAGUGUCGCUUGAAGCCAAUGAAGACGACGACGAUGACGAUCUCGAUGCUGGUUUGCUGCUUGGUGUUCACAACAUGUACAUCGUCUUCCCACAGUUUGCGGUCGCUAUUAUAGCUGCUGUUAUUUUCAAGAUUGUCUCAGCGGUUGAAGAUCCCACUCAACCAACUAAUCCUGCCCCGGCUCAAGAUAGUGGUGUCGCGUGGGUACUCAGAUUUGGUGGCAUUAUGGGUCUUUUUGCCGCCAUUCUGAGUCGCCGUAUCAUUGAAGUACCAAGAAGACCUGGUCAACAGGCAGUUGUGGUUGUUGCUGCCGGCCACUAA
This is a messenger RNA of Umbelopsis ramanniana AG, 1827 nucleotides long. RefSeq lists its product as uncharacterized. Gene Ontology annotation, molecular function: sucrose:proton symporter activity. The record is from RefSeq and is a predicted model, not a curated record. NCBI's taxonomy places the organism in Eukaryota, Fungi, Mucoromycota, Umbelopsidomycetes, Umbelopsidales, Umbelopsidaceae. The transcript is spliced from 8 exons. Gene Ontology annotation, cellular component: membrane. Bases 1 to 1827 code for a protein of 608 amino acids.